UACCAGGCGUCGUCAAGAGGUAAUCGGGCGCAUUAUUACUUCAUAAGCGAAGAACAAGCACGAUCACAGGAGCAGCGCGCGGGCAGCCUCGGCCCAGGCCAUCCCGCGACCGCCUCCAUUUCACAUGCCCCAUCGCCGAACUCUCCGGGGAAGCUCGCCGCAAUAAUAUUCCCCAACCCCGGGUCUGGCUCUAUUAAUACUUAAUACUGGUCCUCGCCCUCAGUCUGUCUGACAUUCUGGUUACAUCCACAUUCUUUGACAUUCCACCCUCCAUUCAUUGCUGAGAUCCAGUCCGAUUCUCUUCCAUCGUCAUCAUGUCUCUCAAAAACGACGCUUUCCCUUCCUCCGCCGCCUUUGAUGCCAUCAACGCCACUCUACAGGCUGAUGCGACUGAGCGCAAGGAUGCCAUCGACAAGGCUAAGGCCGUCAUCGCUUUCAACAUCAAGAACGCCCAAAACAAGGAGGAGAGCUGGUAUCUCGAUCUCAAGGAGAAGGGUGUCGUCGGCCAGGGUGCACCUCCCGGAAAGGCUGAUGUGACCCUUUCUCUUUCGGAUGCCGACUUCAGCGCCCUAGUGAGCGGCAAGGCUAAUGCUCAGCGACUCUUUAUGGGAGGCAAGCUCAAGAUUAAGGGCAAUAUCAUGAAGGCGACUAAGAUGGAGCCCGUCCUGAAGAAGGCCCAGGCCAAGGCCAAGCUAUAGAUACCCUGUUUUUGCUUUCUUUUUCGUAACUCUUCAAAUUUGAAUGAACAUUGGCACCCUGCUUCCG
Molecule: messenger RNA, 765 nt
Organism: Aspergillus sclerotioniger CBS 115572
Lineage: Eukaryota; Fungi; Ascomycota; Eurotiomycetes; Eurotiales; Aspergillaceae
Product: SCP2 sterol-binding domain-containing protein
Exons: 3
Coding region: 315-698 (127 amino acids)
Cellular component (GO): cytosol
Source: RefSeq, a predicted model, not a curated record